AGCAAGUUUUUUUUUUUUUUACGAUAAUAUUUUUUCCAAGAAGUGAUUUGUGAUUUUUAAUUUACUUGACUUGGAGUUUGGAACAAAAUGAAUCAGCGUGAAUGAUGAUAGUGAGUAAGAGACAUAUAACAAUUGACAUUUAUAAAAAGGGGGAUACAACGUAAAACAGAUAGCACUUGCGAAGGUGAACAAGUUAAUCCCAGGAAAAUUUUAGUAUCCACAUGACAAGUACACUGCCAAGUAUUGUGCACUUAUCAUGGACUUGACUACAUUAAUAUUAUCUGUUAUAACAACAUUUAUUUUAAUAAAAAUAAUACAUUUAUUUUAUAAUAAUUAUUUGUUGUUUAAAAAAAUUAAUAAAAUUCCAUCACCCAAAACUAAAAUACCACUUAUUGGCUGGACAUUUGAAGUUGUCAGUGUAAAAGUAGAAGAACGUAAUAAAUGGUUUCAUAAUAUAUCACGUCAAUUUGAAGAUGGAUUAUUUUAUACGUGGCUUGGAAGUUUUUCAGUUCACCUGAAUAAACCUCAACAUGCUGAAAUUAUACUACGUCAUACAAAGCAAAUUAAUAAAUCUUUUUUUUAUAAAUUUCUUGAACCAUGGCUGGGAUUUGGUUUAUUAAAUUCAACAGGUCAAAAAUGGGCUCAUGAUAGAAAAUUAAUAACUCCAGCAUUUCAUUUUGGUAUUUUGGAAGAAUUUUCAGAAAUAAUGGUUGAAAAAGCAGCUAUUUUAAAUGAAAAAUUAAAGGCUAAAGUCAAGUUAAAUGGUGAUGAUUAUUUUGAUGUGUUUGAUAUGAUUGGAAAAUGUGCACUUGAUAUUAUAUAUGAAACUGCUUUGGGAAUGAAUGUACACGCUCAAGAUGACGUUGAAAAUGAAUACAUCAAAGCUGUUCAUACAAUAUCUACAAACGCAGUUGCACGAGCAAUGCGAUUAUGGUUAAAAUCAGAUUUUAUUUUUUACAAAACAUCAAGAGGCAAGGCCUUCAAAGAAGCUGUUGAAAUAGCACAUGAUAAAUGCAACAAGGUAAUCAUACACAAACAACAAGAACGAAAAUUAAAAUGUAAUCAAGAUAAUUCAAGUCUCGAUGUAGCUAAUGAUAUAGGAAAAAAAAAAAGAAGAGCUUUUUUGGAUUCUUUGCUUGAGGCAAGUGAAAAAAGUGAAAGACCUUUGACCAUGGAUGAAAUACGAGAACAAGUCAAUACAUUUAUGUUUGCGGGACAUGAUACAACUUCAGCAUUAAUUAGUUGGACACUUUUUUGUCUUGGAAAUGACGAUGAAAUACAAAAAAAUGUUCAUGAAGAAAUUGAUGAUGUCUUUGGUGAUUCUGAAGAAUUAACAAAUACAAAAGACUUGGCAGAGUUAAAAUAUCUUGAUAGAGUAAUAAAAGAAGUACUCCGACUUUAUCCAAGUGCACCAACAAUAAGCAGAAAAUUAACUGAAGAUUUACAAUUUGGUAAAUAUACUGUUCCUGCUGGUUGUAAUUUAAAUUUGCAUAUUUAUCAACUACAUCUGGAUCCUGACAUAUGGCCAAAUCCAAAAAAAUUUGAUCCAGAUCGAUUUUUAGAUUCAAACAAACGACAUCCAUAUGCCUACGUACCAUUCUCAGCUGGACCAAGAAAUUGUAUUGGGCAAAAAUACGCUCAACUUGAGGCUAAAAUGGUUUUAACUGAAAUACUCAGAAAAUGGAAAGUUAAAAGUCGAGAUACUCAUGAAACAAUGAAAUCAUAUACUGCUGUUAUUUUAAGACCUUGUGAGGGUUUAUAUUUAAAAUUUGAAGAUAGAAAAAAAAACAAAGUUACUUUCAUGGACUUGACUGUAUUAUUAUUGAUAUCAAUUUUAUUAAUAUUGAUUAUUUUCAAAAUUUUAAAAUAUAGCAUUGAAUAUGUUAUUUGGUAUAAAAAGGUAUCGAAAAUCCCAAUGCCCCGUACAAAGUUUCCAAUAAUUGGAUGGGCUUUAGAAGUACGAAAACGUAAAAUUGAAGAAAUUGACAAAUGGCUCCAUGAAGUAUCGAAAGAUUUUGAAGAUGGCAUAUUUAGAACGUGGCUUGGAAUAACAUCAGUUCAUGUUAAUAAACAAGAAUAUGCUGAAAUUAUUCUUCGUGAUACAAAACAAAUAACAAAAUCAAAUCUUUAUAAAUAUUUUGAGCCAUGGUUUGGAUUUGGUCUUGUUAAUUCAUCAGGUACAAAAUGGGCUCAUGAUAGAAAAUUAAUAACACCAGCAUUUCAUUUUAGUAUUUUAGAAGAAUUUGCUGAAGUUAUGGUAGAAAAAGCAGCAAUAUUAAACAAAAGGCUAGAAGAUAAAAUAAAAUCAAAUGGCAAUGAUUAUUUUGAUACAUUUGAAAUAAUUGGAAAAUGUGCACUUGAUAUUAUUUACGAAACUGCUUUGGGAAUGAAUAUUCAUGCACAAGAUGACAUUGAAGGUGAUUAUAUUCAAGCAGCCCGAACAUUAACAGAUAGUAUAACUGCACGAAUAUUUCGUCCAUGGUUGAAAUUUGAUUUCAUUUAUUAUCGAACAGCAAGAGGUAAAAAUUUUCAAAGAGCAGUUGAUAUUGCCCAUGAUAAAUGUAAUCGAGUGAUUGAGUACAAGAAAAAAGAACGAGAGCGCAAAUCUAAAAUGAAUAAUUUUAAUUUAGAUACAAUUGAUGAUAUAACAGGAAAAAAAAAAAGAAGAGCUUUUUUGGAUCUUUUGCUUGAGGCAAGUGAGAAUAAUGAAAGACCUUUGACCAUGGAUGAAAUUCGAGAACAAGUCAAUACAUUUAUGUCUGCUGUAAAUAUAAAUAAAGGACACGAUACAACAUCGGCUUUAAUUAAUUGGUUUUUAUUUUGUGUUGGUAAUGAAGUUGAUGUACAAAAUAAACUUCAUGAAGAAUUAGAUGAAGUUUUUGGUGAUACAAAUGAAUUGGUAACAACAAAAGAUGUAUCAAAAAUGAAAUAUCUUGAUAGAGUUAUUAAAGAAGUACUUCGACUUUAUCCAAGUGUCACAAGAGUUGGAAGAUAUAUUACUGAAGACAUGCAAUUUGGUAAAUAUACUGUUCCUGCCGGUUGUAAUUUGACUCUUCACAUCAAUCAAAUUCACAUGGACCCUAACAUAUGGCCAAAUCCAACUAAAUUUGAUCCAGACCGAUUUUUACCAGAAAAUUCAAUAAACAGAAAUCCAUAUGCCUAUAUUCCAUUUUCUGCUGGACCAAGAAAUUGUAUCGGUCAAAAAUAUGCACAACUUGAGGUGAAAAUAGUCCUUGCUGAAAUUUUACGAAGAUGGAAAGUUACAAGUCGAGAUAGCCAUGAAUGCCUCAAAACAUACUCUGCCAUAAUAUUUAGACCACUUGAUGGAUUAUAUUUAAAAUUUGAAGAAAGACAUAACAUUUCGUUGUUGAGUAAUUUAAGUGUUCUUGAAUCUUCAGCAACAUCACCAUCAGAAGGAAAAAUUUUUUAA
This is a messenger RNA of Aphidius gifuensis, 3430 nucleotides long. RefSeq lists its product as uncharacterized. Gene Ontology annotation, molecular function: iron ion binding; heme binding; oxidoreductase activity, acting on paired donors, with incorporation or reduction of molecular oxygen. The record is from RefSeq and is a predicted model, not a curated record. NCBI's taxonomy places the organism in Eukaryota, Metazoa, Arthropoda, Insecta, Hymenoptera, Braconidae. The coding region runs from base 257 to 3430 and encodes 1057 amino acids. The transcript is spliced from 21 exons.